Betta splendens (Siamese fighting fish) is the source of this 3760-nucleotide messenger RNA. RefSeq names its product receptor like tyrosine kinase (gene ryk). The transcript has 16 exons. Lineage: Eukaryota; Metazoa; Chordata; Actinopteri; Anabantiformes; Osphronemidae. Gene Ontology annotation, biological process: cell surface receptor protein tyrosine kinase signaling pathway; protein phosphorylation; axonogenesis. The coding region runs from base 428 to 2317 and encodes 629 amino acids. Gene Ontology annotation, cellular component: signaling receptor complex. Gene Ontology annotation, molecular function: ATP binding; protein kinase activity. The record is from RefSeq and is a predicted model, not a curated record.
CUCCGAGUGAAAACUGAGAUAGUGAGGAAAAGCAACUGGAGCAAAGACCAUGGAGGGAGGAAGCGGGGCUCGUUAGCCACUUCGCUAGUUUAAGGCGCUUCUUUCACUUUUGCCUGCACGUUUCAGAGCGCGUGAAUGUGGCGAUACCCGAGGCGUCAUUUCGCGGCCGGGAAACGUCGUAAAUCACAAGGAACGUUGAGCGACAGCGUGACGGCGGACGGUUAGCCUGCCGCGGCUAACGUAGCCCGCCUCGGCUAGCAAGAAAGGACAAAAACAGGCUACUGGAAAAGAAGUUACGGCUACAAGUGGCGCCGCGGGGAAAAGCAACUAGUAAUGUCGCCUCCUGGGAUUAACUUCAGAUACGGAUGAGAGAGAUUUCGGCGACUGGGGAACACCGACAACGACUGAGAGCCAGACGACCACUGCUAUGUCGGGGUCGAUUCGUGGCUCUGGCAGCCCAUCUGAGUCCCGACGCUGGCCACACUCGGUGCUGUGGAGGUCGGGGGGCUUCUUCUUCCUGCUGCUGCUGGAGGGGACCGGCUGCCUCGCCAGCCCGAGCAUUGCCACGGGCGUCGCGACCAACACCAACAACAACCCCCGUGUCAACAUAUACAUGAGUGUGGAGGAGGUGAAGAAGCUUUUAGGCCUUGAUGCGGAGCUUUACUACGUGCGGGACAGUGUCGUGAAUCAUUAUGCACUCUCCUUCACUCUGCCUGUGCCCAGUGACACCAACAGUCUUCAUUUCACGUGGCACUCCCAGACAAAGGUUGACUACCGGCUUGGCUUCCAGGUGGAGAACCCUGUCGUCAUGAACCAUCCACAGAGCAACGUCUCUAGUCAGGGGGAGGUGCCUCAUCUUCCUUCUGUCUUUAGAGUGGACCUCUUCUGUUCUGGCAAAGUGGAUGGAGAGGCUGUUGUUACGGUGCAGCUCAACAUGACCCUUCACGCCAACAACUACACAGUACUCAACUUCAAGCGGAGGAAAAUGUGCUAUAAAAGAAUAGACCCUGAUCCACAGAUUCCCAUCCCUUUCAAUAAUUCCGCUAGGCCCGAAUUACAUGGUGCACCCACCCCCACCACCUCCACCCAGGUGUUCUACAUAAGUGUGAGUGUCUGCUGCAUUGUUAUCUUCCUUGUGGCAAUCGUCCUGGCCAUCCUGCACCUACACAGCAUGAAGAGAGUAGAGAUGGAGGACAGUGUGAGUGACAGUGGAAGCUCGCAGGGCUUGUCUCAGCCAUCCACUCAGACCACACAGUACCUGAGAGCUGACACUCCAAACAACGCAACACCUGUCAGCAACAACCACCCUGGUUCUGCACCCAUACUCCAGCUUGCUGCCUCCUCCUUCCAAAAUCCCGGUGUCCCCCCUCAUGAGACCAAAAGUUAUCCAUCUCUGCGCAUAGAGAAGAACGACCUGAGAAGUGUUACUCUAAUGGAGGCCAAAGCUAAAGUGAAAGAUAUCGCCAUAUCAAGGGAGAGAGUCACACUGCGAGAUGUGUUGCAUGAAGGCACAUUUGGCCGCAUCUUCCAUGGCAUCUUGCUGGAUGAAAAGGACCCCAGUAAGGAAAAGCAGGUGUUUGUGAAGACAGUGAAAGAUCAUGCAUCUGAGGUGCAGAUAACCAUGAUGUUGACUGAAAGUUGCAAACUUCGUGGGCUUCAUCAUAGAAACCUGCUGCCCAUAAGUCAUGUGUGCACGGAGGACGGAGAGAAGCCCAUGGUGCUGUUGCCUUUCAUGGCCUGGGGGAAUCUCAAGCUGUUCUUGCGACAGUGCAAGCUGGCAGAGGCCAACAACCCACAGGCUGUCUCUCAGCAGGACUUGGUUUACAUGGCCAUCCAGAUUGCAUGUGGAAUGAGCUACCUGGCUCGGAGAGAGGUCAUACACAAAGACCUUGCUGCCAGGAACUGCGUCAUUGACGACAACAUGCAGGUGAAGAUCACAGACAAUGCUCUUGCACGAGACCUAUUUCCCAUGGAUUACCACUGUCUGGGGGAUAAUGAGAACCGGCCUGUUCGCUGGAUGGCCCUGGAAAGCUUGCUCAACAAUGACUUUUCUAGUGCGAGUGACGUGUGGGCCUUUGGGGUGACACUGUGGGAACUGAUGACGCUGGGCCAGACCCCCUACGUUGACAUCGACCCUUUUGAGAUGUCUGCCUACCUAAAAGACGGGUACAGAAUAGCGCAACCCAUCAACUGUCCAGAUGAACUGUUUGCUGUGAUGGCUUGUUGCUGGGCCCUGGACCCAGAAGAGAGGCCCAAGUUCCAGCAGCUGGUUCAGUGUCUUACAGAGUUCCACGCAGCGCUGGGGGCUUACGUGUAAAAGCAAAAGCAAGUCCAAAAACGAAAGAUAAGCAUUGCUUAAAGCUUGUGGACGCUGCUCACGAGAACGUGUAUGAACUGGUGCCUUAUCGGAUUAAAGAGCAGACUUGCUGAAGAAUUUUUAUUUUGUACAGUAAUCUGGAGUUUUGAUAUAGUUGAAAUACCUUUUCACAGCAUAGCAACAUUAGAAGAACUUUUGCUGGAAUAUUCAUAUGCUUUGAAAGCGCCAAGAAAUGGCAUUGACAUCGCUCGCUAGUUUCAUGGAAAGAAUGGAAAUUGCUGUACACAACAUUUCUGUACAUUUUUGUGCCAAGGAACACUUUUUUUAAAUCCACAGUCUGAUAUAUGGACAGUAUUUUCUACCAUUUUAUAACUAAGUAAAACAGUGUAAAUUAUAGAUCUGGUUUGGAUGAGAAGAAUUCUAGGGCAAGAAGACUGAAAAAAUGGUACCAAAGUAGACUUUAAGGGCUUCAUUUGUAUAUUUCCCCAUAAUCUCAAGCUUGGUACGAGAGGCCUCUUGAAAACCACCGUUCCAUUUGUCAGUUUCACUUUGGAGACUUCCUCAACCUGUGGUACACCGUUUCCACUGGAUGAUGCUAACAACUUCUUGUGUUCUGCGGAUGUGCCAACACUCGGAGGAGAGGACAUUGCUUCUUUCAACCAGCAACAUCUAUCAGAUGUUUGGAAACCACAUAUAAACUUUACUUUCAAACUAAAUCCAGAGCAACCUUUGGACACAGUUGUUAUAUUGAAUGCCAUCACCUCCUUUCAGUUUUGUACUCUUCGAGGUUCCACCCCGGUGUGAAAUAUUAGAAUGACGUGUUUCUGUUUUCUAAGCUUGAUUGUUCUGCGUCAGAACACAGCUGAUUUAUGUAAGUAACUACAACACUACUAAUCACUGUGAACACACAAAGCUGACCGUCACCCUGGUCCUAAUCUAAGUCUCACACCUUUAAUAUCUUUGUGAUAUGUCUGUAUGGUCACUGCAUGUUAAAUUAGGGUUGUAAAUUGUUUCCUAAAUUCAUAUCCAGAAAUUAAAUGGGAUCUUUUGAAAAUUUAAUUCCUUUUUAGAGUGUUUCCCUCAUCAAAAAAUCCUACUGAAGCCACAGCUGAAGCCAAGGGUCUUGGCUCUUAGCUGUUCAUUAAUGCCAACUGUAUGGAUGAGCCUAGUGAGUAAAAAAAAUUUGUCUGCAAUGAUGCCCACAGACCAGUUUCACCCUGUGUAUGUAAUACAAGAUUCCUCUUAAAUUUUUAUUUUUAUUCGUUCCGUUGCUUCACAAUUGCUGCUUUUGGUUUAGCCUUAUUCAGCUUCAGUCUGAGGUUGAUGUAACAUCAACACUGAUUUUUUUUUUUCUGGAUUUUGAAAAGUUAUGCAAAAUCUAAUAUGUGUAGUAUCCGAAGAUUCAUUGCUUCACAAAUUAAAGUUGAAGGGAAAUCAAGCCUA